UUGUAAUCUUUAAAAAUGGGUGUCUUUUUUACUAAUUUAAAAAAUCAAAUUAUGACGACGAAUCUUUGGGUCGAACAGUCUUGGUAUGACUACAAACUACGAUGGGAACCAAAGGAAUAUGGUGGUGUCCACAUGCUACACGUUCCUUCUGAUCAUAUUUGGAGACCAGAUAUAGUUCUUUACAACAAUGCUGAUGGUAACUUCGAAGUGACUCUUGCAACAAAAGCCACAAUUUACUCUGAAGGAUUAGUUGAAUGGAAGCCUCCAGCAAUAUACAAAUCAUCCUGUGAAAUAGAUGUAGAAUAUUUCCCAUUUGACGAACAAACCUGUGUUCUUAAAUUUGGCAGUUGGACUUAUGAUGGGUUUAAGGUUGACCUCAGACACAUGGAUGAACAACAAGGCAGUAACGUAGUUGAUGUUGGUGUGGAUCUAUCGGAAUUUUACAUGUCUGUCGAGUGGGAUAUAUUAGAAGUACCAGCAGUAAGAAAUGAAAAGUUUUAUACUUGUUGUGAUGAACCCUAUCUCGAUAUUACUUUUAAUAUUACAAUGAGAAGAAAAACUCUUUUUUAUACUGUUAACAUAAUUAUACCCUGCAUGGGUAUAUCCUUUUUGACAGUUUUGACUUUUUAUUUGCCAUCCGACAGUGGAGAAAAGGUCACAUUAUCUAUCUCUAUUCUGAUCAGUCUGCAUGUGUUCUUCCUAUUGGUAGUGGAAAUAAUACCUCCUACUUCACUAGUGGUUCCUUUAUUAGGAAAGUAUCUUAUAUUUGCGAUGAUACUUGUGUCUAUAAGUAUUUGCGUAACAGUCGUCGUAUUGAACGUUCAUUUUCGUUCCCCUCAAACACAUAGAAUGGCACCUUGGGUAAAACACGUGUUCAUCGACCUUUUACCACCGUUUUUAUUCAUUAAAAGACCAACAUAUAACUUUGAAACGGGUAAAAUGCUGUUGAAGGAUACACACGCGUGUUUUUAUCCCUAUUAUUCUGCGACGAACAUUGAUCGACUUGUGUUGUCGGGAUACAGUCAGUCAAAGGAACAAUUAUCCCACAGUCUAACUGCUAAUGGACCAUUUGGUGGAAGCUGUCAAGUGCAUGGGUCUCUUCCGCCACUAACUCAUUGUAACUCCGAUGAAAUAGGAGCCCCCGACAUUGAUAUAAUGUCUUCUGGAAUGAAAAGUCCGAUAUUGACCAAUCCAGCAUUUUCCCAUUCGAAGUGCCCGCCCAAAAUUCAUAAAAGUUGUUUUUGUGUGCGUUUUAUAGCCGAACACACUAAAAUGCAAGAGGAUUCAACAAAAGUUAAGGAGGAUUGGAAGUACGUGGCAAUGGUUUUGGAUAGACUUUUUCUGUGGAUAUUUACAUUGGCUGUUCUCGCUGGAACAGCAGGAAUUAUUUUGCAAGCGCCUACAUUGUAUGAUGACCGCAUUCCAAUUAUUGAACAGAAAGCGUUGGAUUUUUCAGGAACGACCGCUGGGCGCUGCAGGCCCCCACAAUAGCAUGAUUAUUUCCGAAUUCUGAAACAACAUUUUUUAUUAUAAUAAGUUUUAUUUAUUUUUAAGCUUAUUAAAUAGUUUUCAAAUGAAUACUUUAUAUUUUAUAUAUUUAAUGGUAAAUAUACUUUAAGUAAUUACAUAUUAUUGAUACAUAUGCAUGCAUAACUGGAAAUACAGUUUAAUAGUUAAAUACUUUUUUUAUGUAGAUUAUUUAUAAACAUUACUUUUUGAGCACGUAAAGGGAAACAGAAAAUUAAAUUUUUUCAGAAAUCAGAAAAUUAAUAAAAAGUGCAAAUAUAUUUAUAUGUAUGUAUACACAUAUGCGUAUGUAUACUUUUUGAUACAGAAGUUUAACCCCUAUUUCGUUGCACAAAAUUCCGUGACCCAUCUGUCUACCAGGACAUCCUGUUUUUUUAAGAAUUUUGCUUAUUCAGUUUACUAGCUGUUGACUUUCUAAUUUGAUCCGCUAUUUCUAGUUUAAUUUAUUACGCCAAAACGUCUUUUUGUACCUAUGCAUUGUUCAGUUGGUCCAGGUGCUUCAAUUGCAUUGAAGAAAUAACCUCUGAUCCUAAUGAGUAUAUAUAAUCUUUAUCAGGUCCAUGUGAAAGGAUUGUUUCUAAACUGUUUCAGAACUUCCGUGUGUAUGUCUAUAUAUUUGUAAACAAUCAGAUACAACUUGUUACAAGAUUUAAUAGGAGAUAUAUAAUACAUACAUAUAUGAAAUGUAAAAUGUAGAGCUUUUAUUAAAGACACGUGUUUAUUAUCAAACUAAAAGGACAGUGUAUAGUAAAUUAAAAAUUCUAUUAUAGUAGGGGAACUCAAGAGCCGAUUUCGCAGUUACUAAUACGCGGCAGAUUAAUAGCUUAUACAGUUUAUACAGCGCAGAAACCUAUUUAACUUAAAAACAAAAUUAUUUAAUACAAAUUCGCAAUUCAUAAUUAAAGAUUAUCAUUGCGUUUCUUCAACAAUAUUUUUAAUAUUAUUUUUCGAAGUGUAUGCAUGGCCCAAUGUGAAACGACAGCUAACUUCUGAUUUUUACUCUCAGGAAUUUUUAUUAAAAAAUAUUUUCCCGACUGAUUUUUACUCUACCGAGUGGUAUUUUUUUUUCACUCAUCACUCACCCAACACUAGUCCGCACAGUGUGCUAUGGGUGACGACACUGUUUGAUUCGUACAGUAGUUUGGUUUGAAGUGAUUUACCAUUCACACAAUCUGAGUUGGGUAGUACGUGAAGUGAUUUGAAUUGUUGGACUAGUGAUGUGAUUUGAUUUGAUUCGUUUUUCGUCAAGGGUGUUUGUAUCAUAACACAAUCAUACUCGUUGCAGUUCUCUGAUUCAAAUGCACAACGUUGUAUAUGAAUGGAGUGGACUAUAAAUGCAGAACCGACUAACAAAGAAUGAGCGAGUGCGGGUGU
Molecule: messenger RNA, 2901 nt
Organism: Drosophila ananassae
Lineage: Eukaryota; Metazoa; Arthropoda; Insecta; Diptera; Drosophilidae
Gene: nAChRalpha4
Product: acetylcholine receptor subunit alpha-like
Exons: 11
Coding region: 16-1491 (491 amino acids)
Biological process (GO): regulation of membrane potential; chemical synaptic transmission; signal transduction
Cellular component (GO): synapse; neuron projection; postsynaptic membrane
Molecular function (GO): transmembrane signaling receptor activity; acetylcholine-gated monoatomic cation-selective channel activity
Source: RefSeq, a predicted model, not a curated record